GCCUCAGGCAGUCCGAACCGGCUUCCCUGCGGCAGGUGCUCCGGGAGGACCUUACCUGGAGGAGCGAGGACGGGCACGGGCCGGCCACUGGGCAAGAUGCAGCAGGAGCGGACCGUGCGGCUGCAGUACGGGAGCCGCGUCGAGGCGGUGUACGUGCUGGGCACGCACCUCUGGACCGAUGUCUACAGUGCGGCCCCGGCCGAGGCCCAGACCUUCAGCCUGAAGCACUCGGAGCGCGUGCGGGUGGAGGUGGUGCGUGACGGGCAGGCCGAGGAGGUGGCCACCAACGGCAAACAGCGCUGGCUUCUGUCACCCAGCACCACGCUGCGGGUCACCAUGAGCCAGGCGAGCACCGAGGCCAGCAGUGACAAGGUCACCGUCAACUACUACGAGGAGGAGGGGAGCAUGCCCAUUGACCAGGCUGGGCUCUUCCUCACGGCCAUCGAGAUCUCCCUGGAUGUGGAUGCAGACCGGGAUGGCGUGGUGGAGAAGAACAACCCAAGAAAGGCGUCCUGGACCUGGGGCCCUGAGGGCCAGGGGGCCAUCCUGCUGGUGAACUGUGACCGAGACACACCCUGGCUGUCCAAGGAAGAUUUGAAGGACGAGAAGGUCUACAGCAAGGAAGACCUCAAGGACAUGUCCCAGAUGGUCCUGCGGACCAAGGGCCCCGAACAGCUCCCUGCGGGCUACGAGAUCGUUCUCUACAUCUCCAUGACGGACUCCGACAAAGUGGGCGUGUUCUACGUGGAGAACCCUUUCUUCGGCCAGCGUUAUAUCCACAUCCUGGGCCGCCAGAAGCUCUACCACGUGGUCAAGUACACGGGCGGUACCGCAGAGCUGCUGUUCUUUGUGGAAGGCCUGCGCUUUCCCGACGAGGGCUUCCCGGGCCUGGUGUCCAUCCACGUCAGCCUGCUGGAGUACAUGGCCGAGGGAAUUCCCCUGACACCCAUCUUCACGGACUCCGUGGUAUUCCGGAUUGCUCCGUGGAUCAUGACCCCCAACAUCCUGCCUCCCUUGUCGGUGUUCGUGUGUUGCAUGAAGGACAAUUACUUGUUCCUGAAAGAGGUGAAGAACCUGGUUGAGAAAACCAACUGCGAACUGAAGGUCUGCUUCCAGUACGUAAACCGAGGCGACCGCUGGAUCCAGGAUGAAGUUGAGUUUGGCUACAUAGAGGCCCCCCACAAAGGCUUCCCCGUGGUACUGGACUCCCCCCGAGAUGGAUACCUGAAGGACUUCCCAAUGAAGCAGCUUCUGGGCCCUGAUUUCGGCUACGUGACCCGGGAGCCCCUCUAUGAACAUGUUACCAGCCUUGAUUCCUUUGGGAACCUGGAGGUCAGUCCGCCAGUGACUGUCAACGGCAAGACAUACCCCCUGGGCCGGAUCCUCAUUGGGAGCAGCUUUCCUCUGUCCGGUGGUCGGAGGAUGACCAAGGUGGUGCGGGACUUCCUCCAGGCCCAGCAGGUGCAGGCGCCCGUGGAGCUCUACUCAGACUGGCUGACCGUGGGCCAUGUUGAUGAGUUCAUGACCUUCGUCCCCAUCCCAGGCACAAAGCAAUUCCGGAUGCUCAUGGCCAGUACCUCGGCCUGCUACAAGCUCUUCCGAGAGAAGCAGAGAGAGGGCCAUGGGGAGGCCAUCAUGUUCAAAGGUUGGCAUCUCCAGUCUGCCUACUCCCAAAAGCCCGCGUUCCUAAGGCUGGUUGAUACUUACGUACAUCACUUUCCUCCAUAUCCAAAGGCAGUGUUCUUGAUAGUGGCUGGGGGCCUGGGCGGGAUGAGCAGCAAGAGGAUCACUAUCAACAAGAUUCUGUCCAGUGAGAGCCUCGUGCAAGAGAACCAGUACUUCCAGCGCUGCCUGGACUGGAACCGUGACAUCCUCAAGAAGGAGCUGGGGCUGACAGAGCAGGACAUCAUCGAUCUGCCCGCGCUGUUCAAGAUGGAUGAGAAACGCCAGGCCAGAGCCUACUUCCCAAACAUGGUGAACAUGAUUGUGCUGGACAAGGACCUGGGCAUCCCUAAGCCGUUCGGGCCGCAGGUGGACGAGGUGUGCUGCCUGGAGACGCACGUGCGCUCCCUGCUGGAGCCCCUGGGCCUCUGCUGCACCUUCGUGGAUGACAUUUCCGCCUACCACAAGUUUCUGGGCGAAGUCCACUGCGGCACCAACGUCCGCAGGAAGCCUUUCACCUUCAAGUGGUGGCACAUGGUGCCCUGACCUGCAGGGGGCUGCUGUGUGUGGGUCUCAGCCCAUCGAUCACCCGUGUUGGGGCUGGACCAGCCCUCGAGGUUCUUAAGAUUGCAAGAUGCCCUUCAGUAAUAACCGUCAGGAAAUUGGGGGGGAGGGAAGGAUUAUUGCCUACAGGACCUAGAAAUGACACGGCACACUUGGGGCCACACAGCGAGGUCACAGGGAGAUCACGUGGGCCUGGGGUUCUGCUUUUUUGGAGGGUCGGGGGUGGGGGGCAAGGGUUUUGCCGGCUCACUGUUUAUCGGGGAAUUUAAAACGUAAGAGCUGGAAUUUAAAACAUAGGAAGAGGAAAAUCCAGGGGCCCAGAUGGUCAGCUGUAGAAACCAACCAAACCAACCUUUGUUUCUAAGACAAAGGAGCCUGGGGGAGGGAGAAGCCUGGCUCUUUAAGGAGGCCUGUGGCCGGCAAUGGGCUUCUUGGAGACAGCGUCUUUGAAGUGGCUGUCUCAGCAAUCAAAGCUGAAGUCAGGCACUUGCAUCACCAAAGAGAGAAAACCCAGCUGGCGGGGCUUACCCGACAGGUGCCUUGGCGAAUCCCUCCUCCCUUCCUUCUCCAGACUCCUUGAACCCCCAGAGCUGCUCCUUGCCUGGCAAGGACUUGACAAGGACUGCUGCCCCACUGGGAGCCCUUCGGGAAGAAGGGAGGCAUUUGGGAUAUCCGCACCUUGUCAUCUCUCAGAAGGGCCCCAGCAUCCACUAAAGUCACCCCGGUGAGCCUCAACUCUGUCCUUCCUGAAAACAGCCGUGUACUUGGCCCGUGUCUGUAAUAACCCUGAUACUAAAAACAAAAAAAAAAAAAAAGGAAACAAAACCUGUGCACCCAAAUCAUUCCCCCGAAGUGUCCUUAGUCUCUUGUCCAAAACUGAAAGAGGGGAGAAGGGAAGGAGGUUCUGGAGCCUCUGGGAUCACCAGUUCUGGUAGCCACUCCCUGAAGGUCAGGUUAGAUCCCGUGGAAAGGGACCCUGGGGCCCCCCAGACAUACCUUGUACUGCUGUCAUCCUUUCAGACUCCACUCUCUUGGCGUGUCCAGGUGGCUGCCUCCACUCAGUCAUUCCUUCCCUGCCUCGCUCAGAUCCCCUCCGCUUGCCGUCUGCAGCGUACACACCAUUGACUAGCGUCCCAUUCCCUGAGGGUCCAAUAAUUUACCUUAGAACCUUCCCUGGAAGCAGAUUUUAUCAGAACAGCCUGCUCCGUUUUCAAUGCUCCUUAUACCUCAUCUUUCUGAUGGACACAGUCUCCCCCAAAUGUUGGGUCCCCCCACACCAGCAUCCUGUGCCCAAGAGUGCGGUGCAUAAUGACGCCUGGGCUCCCUGAUAGCCUUCUGCCGCCAUGUUCUCCAGUCUCUGGGCAGUCCCUGACCUCCCUCGUUUCCUGCCUCCACCCCCUAAUCCUGAUGCCAUCCCUCCAGGCAGCUAGACAAAGGACUUCUUCACCACCAGCCUGGCUCAGACCUGCCCCCAGGAUGCAAUGAAGGACCCACCUGCCCUCCCCAGAUCUUAGCCUCAACGUGUAAGGACCUGGCCCGACCUCCAGCCCAACAGCCAGUUCUGGGCCAGCAACUGGCCUUAGAUCCUGGGUCCCAUGGAAGUUCACCAGCACAUUUGCUGAGCAACCCAUCUUUUGGGUUUAACUAGAUUAAUUCCCUGGCUUCAACCACAAAAGACUCAGUUUCAACCAAAGGAAGAAAAGUGUAGGGCCAGCUGGCGUCAGGAGAAUAAGUAAAGUGUAAUUCCACUUUGGGAGUUUAAAAAGAGCCCAUUUAUAACCGAUGAAAAGGUUAUACCUCUGUAUUCUUGAGAGAACAGGGUUUUUCUUGGCUUAUUUCAUUCGUCCUACCAGCAAGCAUUUGUUGUAUGCCUACUAAGUGCCCGGCACAGUGGCGGGCUCUGAGGCUUUGGUGGUUAGCAGCAAACUGCACCUGUCCCUGCUUCGGGGAGCCAGUCAGGUCUCAACGUGCAACGGCCACAUCGAAAUGGCCAGCAUUUGCCAUUUCAGUGAUGCGCUGUUUAGCGAUGCCAACCUGCUACAUUCAGGAAACGCACAGGGCACAGAACUUCCUGUGAAUCACUGUUUCAGAUGAAGGUGGAGGGUUCUUUGGCAAGCAAGCUUCCUCUCCCAUCCAGCUGGGCCCGGACCACCCGACAGAUCAGACCCCAGAGCCUUCAGAAGCUGUCGUGCCCCCCUGCCUUUUGGGGCCAAAGCCCCUGAUGUCUGCAACCCCAGAGUGCCUAUUUGAAGUUUAUCGGGAGACUUAGAGUUUGUCGUGUGUGUUUGCGUGUGUGUUUGGUUAAUGUGGGAUUUGGGGUUUCUUUUAUUUUUUUUUCUAGUCUACCUUAAGGGGAAGUGACGCCUCCCAUGUAGACAGUGUGUGUGUUAUAGAUUUUUCUAAAACUCUUCCGAUCGGGAAGUCAGUAAUUUCUGAUGAUUCUGGAGCCCCCAGGACUCAGAUUCCUAUUAUCUGGUUUGCUCCCCACCCCGUGUGACUGCCUUCAGCGUGACGCCUCCCCACCCCAUGGACUCACUGCUCUUCCCCACCCCCCACUUUCUAUAAAUGUAGGCCCAGGAUACACUUCUGUGUUGCACAACUCAGCUACGUUCCUGUUUCGAUCUUUAUUUUGAAAUAUUCUGUGUAAGAGGGAGGGGGGUGUCGUGAAGAGGGUAAGAAGCAGGGCACAGUUCCAACUUUCUGAACAAGAGGCCAUGAUGGAGAUCAAAAGAUGUUUGGGGAAGAGCCUGAUUAAAUAGCAAUAAAAUAAACCAUCAGAGGAGAA
Messenger RNA from Suricata suricatta (meerkat), 5011 nucleotides. It is a transcript of the gene PADI2, whose product is annotated as peptidyl arginine deiminase 2. Gene Ontology annotation, cellular component: cytoplasm. The record is from RefSeq and is a predicted model, not a curated record. Lineage: Eukaryota; Metazoa; Chordata; Mammalia; Carnivora; Herpestidae. Gene Ontology annotation, molecular function: calcium ion binding; protein-arginine deiminase activity. The coding region runs from base 97 to 2208 and encodes 703 amino acids. The transcript is spliced from 17 exons.